Globicephala melas (long-finned pilot whale) is the source of this 2415-nucleotide messenger RNA. It is a transcript of the gene MAK16, whose product is annotated as MAK16 homolog. Gene Ontology annotation, cellular component: nucleolus; preribosome, large subunit precursor. Gene Ontology annotation, biological process: maturation of 5.8S rRNA; maturation of LSU-rRNA. The record is from RefSeq and is a predicted model, not a curated record. NCBI's taxonomy places the organism in Eukaryota, Metazoa, Chordata, Mammalia, Artiodactyla, Delphinidae.
GCCGGGUUUACAGUCCCAAGGGGAGCCGGGGACAAAACCUAAGCGGUACGAGCGCGCGGUGACAGUCCAGUGGCGGCGGCAACCUGGCGGCGGACGCAGAAGUUAGACCGCUCCUUAGUCAAGGAGCGCCGCGCAAUACCCCUUGCAGAACUCAGAACUCUCGCGAUAGGCGAGACUGGGAUUCCCGGAAGUGAUUCUCCGGAAGCAGUAUGGUUGCUUCCCUGUCCUGCCGAGGCUCAGCCCGCUGAACCGCUGACAAGAUGCAGUCAGAUGAUGUUAUCUGGGAUACACUAGGAAACAAGCAAUUUUGUUCCUUCAAAAUAAGAACCAAGACUCAGAGUUUUUGCAGAAAUGAAUACAGCCUGACUGGACUGUGUAAUCGGUCGUCCUGUCCCCUGGCAAACAGUCAGUAUGCCACUAUCAAAGAAGAGAAAGGACAGUGCUACUUGUAUAUGAAGGUUAUAGAACGAGCAGCUUUCCCUAGGCGUCUCUGGGAACGGGUCCGGCUUCAUAAAAACUAUGAGAAAGCACUGGAGCAAAUAGAUGAAAAUCUAAUUUACUGGCCCCGUUUCAUUCGACACAAAUGUAAGCAGAGAUUCACCAAGAUCACCCAGUACCUAAUUCGAAUUAGAAAACUUACACUAAAGCGGCAGAGGAAACUUGUUCCUUUGAGUAAGAAGGUGGAACGGAGGGAAAAAAGAAGAGAGGAAAAGGCAUUAAUAGCUGCUCAGCUGGACAACGCCAUCGAAAAGGAAUUGCUAGAGAGACUGAAACAAGAUACGUAUGGCGACAUCUACAACUUCCCCAUCCAUGCCUUCGACAAGGCCCUGGAACAGCAGGAGGCAGACAGUGGCUCUUCAGAUGCUGAGGAAAAAGAUGAUGAAGAAGAUAAAGAUGUGGGAAAAAGAGAGUUUGUGGAAGAUGAUGAAGUUGAUGAGAGUGACAUAAGUGAUUUUGAGGACAUGGAUAAACUGGACGCCAGCGGUGAUGAAGAUGAGGAUGAUAAAUCCUCCAGUGAGGAAGAAGAAAAGGCCGUUGACACUAAACACAAAGGCAAAGCACCCUUGAAAGGACCUUUGAGGAGGAAAAAAGCAUACGUAGAGAUAGAGUACGAGCUGGAGACAGAGCCCGAGGCCAAGGCCAAAACCACGUGAUUUCCCUUCAGACGUUUAUAAACAGGACUGGACAUUUUGAACUUCUUCCCUUUUUUUUUUAUCUUAAACACAUACACACUUCUGGGUUUUGCUCUUUAUCUUGUUUUUAACACAAUAUUUGUGUUUUUAAUAUUUAUGCUACUUCUGUGGGGCAAAAAAUAUGGGAGGGAGUGGAGAAAAGCCUAAAUUGUGAACAGAGUAUUUUUAUAGCAUUGUUACGUGUGCUGGAGUAACAGCUUGAGCCCAAGAAACGUAACCGAUGAGUUUGUGGGUGUAAAUAUUUCUAAAUUUUAAAUGCUACCCACCCGUUUCCUUGGUAUCCUCCCCCUGCAUUCCUCCCCCUCCCCCCUUUAUUUAGAAAUGUCCAGACUUCAAUUUUUUCAUGUUUUCUUUUCCCUACUUCUAUGGGAGUAAAAAGGAAAGAAGGAAAAAGAAGAUCUAAGUUAUAAUGUUUAAUAUAAAUAUACCUUUUUCCUGAAAUGAUUCCAUUUGAAACAAUUGGAACAGAAAGAAAAUCCUUUCCUCUUCAGGAAAGUAAUACAAGUCUUAAGUUGCAUUGUAGGGAGCUCCUUCAGAAACCUGCUGCACUCUUCGGAUACAGUUCCCCACCUUACUGUCUUCACAGCUUUGGGGAAUUUUAGCCAGGAGACCCUGAAACAUAAAACCAAACAGUGUGUUUUUUGUUUGUUUGUUUGUUUGAUACGUGUUUUCCUUUUACCUUGGUGGUUCUUUCUUGGUACCAUACUCAAAGAAGGAAGGAUGGAUGACACUAGGGCACAGUUCACAGAACAGGUGUAACUUUAGAAAUGGAAAUGUCCUACUGGAGCACGGAGAAGUAGCUUACUACCAGUCAGGGUGAAUCAGAUUAAAUCUAGGGCUUGAAAAGUGCCCAAGAUUAAAAAGCCAAGAUGAAAUAAUUUGAAUAAACCAUGCUACCCCUAAAUAUUUUUAGGAUAUGAAUUUCUUUUCAUGCUGCCUUAUAACUUUCAAUUGAUUUCUAAAUGGGGUAAGAAAUGAGACAGUAAUUUAUAAAUUAUGUAUACGUGGACACACAGCUAUUGUAUGCUAUGGCUUUGAGAAGUUAACUUCUGUGGAAUAUGAGACCAAAGGAAGAAUUCCCACGUGGAUAAGUAAGCAUGUAGAAAACACAGUUGCCUCUGAAAAACUGGAAACAUUUCUGGUAACUGAAUUGCUUACUCUACCUAAAUUAUUACUCCUUGGUGGUUUAUAGCCCAUUAUUUCAACCUGUUUUUUUUUUUUU